UUCAAUCAAGGGGUCGUAGCCAUGGUGUGUCCGUCUCAGUACUCACUGUACCUGCACAUACCGAUAAACGCGGCCAUGAUGGAUGUACCACCGCACACACGCGUCUCGCCUAGUCAGUGGCCGCCUAGUCACCUCACCCCCACCACCAUGCGUCUCUCCCUCUUCUGCCCAUUCAUCCAGCCAUCCAUCCAUCCAUCAAUCCAUCCGUCCACCCAUGAGGCAGUGAGUCAGUCGUACGCCUCAUGCUCACUCCCGUAGACCGUGUCAGAGGUGUGCCGCCCGCCGAUCCCAGCACCCAUCCCCACACCCAGACCUCCACCGCCAUCGUCUCGAUGCACAUGGUGACGCGCUGCAUCAUCACACAUCACACACACACACAGAGCACACAUUUCGUGUGUGCAUGUCACCAUGCCAACCUUUCCAUCCACCACCUGCCCAUUUACUGACCCCUCAGUUCUCGUUCGAAUUCGUUGUGGCCGGACUCCUCCCCGCCACCCAUCACGCCACCCAUGGUCUCCUGCGGCUCAUCGUCGUAGUAGUGCUGCCCCCUCUGCUGGUACUGGCGGUGCUGGCCGCCGCCGAGUCGCCCGCGGCGGGAUGCUGACGAGUAGGAGGCCGUCCGGCUGAGCAGCUCCUCCAUCUGGUCCUGCAUCCAUCGACCCACCGACACACAUUGAUCGCAUCAUACCGUCGUGAGGGGGGAGGGGGGAGGGGGAUGCUCACGGACGGACUCACUCGGUCAAAUCUGGAGUCGUGCUUCAUUCUGGUGCUGGUGCGCUGGUUCUGCACCUUGAAGUACUGGAAGACAAACACCGCCACCACUGCUAUCAACAAGCUGACACACAUGCACACACAGACAGACGGACGGACGGGAUGCACAGAUGGAAUAUGCGCGGCCCUCUCUGCGUGGCUAGCGUGUCGUGUGUGCUGUGCUGUGCGUCACACACACACACAUGGGGAUUCUGAGGUUGGUGAACCACGGCGAGAGGUCCGUCUGGGGCGGGGGCGGCGUCAGCACCACCUCAUACACAACCACACUCGUCGCUGCACACACACACCGACACACACGCACACACACACACCGACACACACCUGUGCAUCCACCAGCUCACAAGCGACGUGACGCACCGUUAGUCUGCAUGGCGACCACGUCGAUCUGGCCGGGCUUGCGGAAGCCGACGAAAUUGAGCACCUGAUCGAUAGACAGUCGGCUGGAUGAGUGCCAGGGAGGAAGAAAAGUCAUAUAUCAAUGUGUCACCUGCUGUCUGAUGGUCUUCCUGAAGGUGACGCCAUGUGCGCCUGAUCUUGACUCGGCCGCAGACGUGUUGAAGGCGAUCAGAGAGGCCUGCAAACAAACACACACACACGACACACACGUUGGUGGAUGGAUGGAUGUGACAAGUCUUGGAGCCGACAAAAGGGCGGAAAGACUGCCUUAUGCCGGACUAUGAGCCUGUCUGCCUGUCAUGGCUUCUCUCUGUGGGCAGCCAGGUAGGCCUGUCUCAGUGAGGGCCGGGGGUUUGCAGGACGCACACCCACAAAACGGCCCGACCCAGUCAAGAAAUGGCACAGCCAGCCGACUGGUCACUCAGACACUGCCCAUAUACCCUCUCUCUCUCUGUGUCUGUGUGUCUGCUCACGGGUUGUGCGGUGGUGGCUGAGGCGCUGGUGGUGUCAGGCUGAGCGAAUGCGAGAGUGUACCCACGCAUAGCGAACAGCUGCAACGGCCGCGACGACACCUGGGGGUACUUGAACUCAACUGACAGAGACAACGACACACGUGCAAACAAGCGGCACCUAGGUGUGCACGUCAGGCCCUUCCUUCUCUCUCUCUCUCUCCCAUGUAUCGCUGACCGAGGCAUGCCUUCCCUUUGGUUUCGAAAGCGAGCACCGAUCCGUCCUCCAGGCUCACAAUGGGGCGGGACGGGUGAGUCACGUCGAGCACCAUAUCGUGGAUGGGGGAUGACAGCUGACACACACACACACACACACAGAGAGAGAGAGAGAGAAAAGAUGCACAGAUCCAACAUGUCUUCAUCUGUACGCCCCACUCACCCCAGGGUUGCAUGGCGGCGCAUUGGAGUCGAGCAUGGCCGGCGAGAAGGGUCCGAACAUGGUGUGUGUGCGGAAGAAGAGCGUGUUGGUGUGGCCAGCGAGGCCCGUGACGCCCCCCUCCUCCUCAGUCACCCUCACGCGGCCCUUGAAGGUCGUGUUGCGCAUCAGGACACUCACGCCGCCCUCACGGUCGCCUAUCACGAUGUAGCGCACGCCACUGAGAAAAGGAAGCACACCCAUCGAUGCGACCAUCCGUCUGUGUGGGUGUGGGUCGUUCCGUCACCGAUUUUGGUAGCAGGCGAGUGCGGUUGAGUUGCGAAGGCCGUCAGACACUGACGGGGGCCACUGAGAAGCAGGGAGGGAGGGAGGGUGCAUGGUGAGGUUGGGCUAUCUUCGCCUGUUUUUUGUUUCUGUCUGACCUCUCCUUUGACAUCGAAUUUCAGUGUGACAUUGAGCAUCGGCCCCAUACUGAGAGAUAUCCUCUCAUCGUGGGAACUCUUGCGACCUGUAUUGCAUGCGCAGCACAGAUGUCCGCCCACAGAGAGGAGAGAACGAGAGUGGCGUGUGCAUGCCUUCUGUGAGUUGUGGUUCGGUGUGUGUCUGAUACCCCACCUUUCUUCUCCUCUCUGGACAGCUUGAUGUGUCUGAUCCUGAUGGCGUACACGAGCACCUCACCCCCCUCACCCAAUGCCACCAAAUGCUGAUCUGCACACACACACACACACACACACGCAGGACAGACAGACAGACCAUACCGUCCGCCAAUCCAUGUGUCUGUUCUCUCUCUCUUUGACGCUUUGACGUGGUACCUUCAAUGGAGGUCGACACGGCCACGUGUCUGAUUGGCUGUGAGGGCUCCAUCUGUGUGUAUGCCGUCAGCUCGCCGCCAUGGAUGUAGACGCCCACAUGGCCCUCGCGCGACACGCACACCAACAACGAGGUGGGGACGCCCCCAGGGGCUGAGGACACACACACCCGCACACACACAGGUGAUUGGUCAGCCGAGAGUGUGAUGUGCUGGCGCGUCUGUCACGUCCGUACAUACUUGUGUCGGUUUUGGGCCCCGCUGUUGGCGGCCUGGCCGAGCGCACCGGGAUGAACCGGAUGAAGUCUACCGUGAAGUUGGCCUGCAUGCACAGAGGGGUGUCCUCAGACACACAGAUUCGUGUGUAUGGUGCACAUGUACCUGUAUGGCGGCUCGUUCGAUCAUGUGAUCCUCAGCUGAGCGACUCGGCGCAUGGGCGUCGUCGAAGCUAAUCUGGCGCACACACACACACACGUGUGCGCACAUGGCCCAUCCCGUCCACCUCUCCGCCCACCUGACUGACUCCUCACCUCUGCCAGCAGAGGGACCUUGUCUUGCAGCAACCGUCGGUACGCAGCAGGCAGGGCCACCCUGCACACACGGGAAGCAUCACAUCCAUCAAUCAAUCCGUCUGGCUGUCCAUGUCUGGGUUGCUGUGGCUUACGGUUCUCCUGCAAGCAGUGCCGUCCUCAUUUUCUCCAGGAGUCCCCUCUUUCUCUCGUGCAGCUCGAUGAGCGUCUCCACUUCACGCAGCUCCUGGCUGAGCAGAUCCAUCGCAGCACUGCCUUCGCCACGGCCAUCGAUGUCAUCCGAUGCACCUCCGGACGAGCCAGCAGCUGCUCUCAAGGCGCCGCUUAUGGCAUGCAGGCAAACCAGUGAGAGGAAGGGAGAUUUCAUGAUUCGAGCAUGGGAUGUGCAGG
Messenger RNA from Vitrella brassicaformis, 3780 nucleotides. Lineage: Eukaryota; Vitrellaceae. The record is from the annotation of a GenBank genome assembly.